Messenger RNA from Tetrahymena thermophila SB210, 21936 nucleotides. Its product is annotated as dynein heavy chain family protein. NCBI's taxonomy places the organism in Eukaryota, Ciliophora, Oligohymenophorea, Hymenostomatida, Tetrahymenidae. The record is from RefSeq and is a predicted model, not a curated record. Gene Ontology annotation, biological process: microtubule-based movement. Gene Ontology annotation, cellular component: dynein complex. Gene Ontology annotation, molecular function: dynein intermediate chain binding; dynein light intermediate chain binding; ATP binding. The transcript has 56 exons.
AUGGAUAAGAAUAGGGAUUAUAGCAAAGAAUUCAUAUUAGCUGAUUUUCCAUUUAAGGCAUCCAGGACCAUUUAGUAAAUGGUUCAGUUGCGAUAAAAAUUUCCUAAUGUUUCAGGAAGUUCUAAAUAAAAUGUAGAGUAAAAGAAUUUUUAACGAGGUGUUCGAAGGACUAUGUCUACAUUUAAAAUACCUUAAAGCAUGUAUAUUGAUACAGAUGAUUUUUACCUAAAGCCUGAAGAAAUAAGAACACAGCUUUCCUUAAGUUCAAAUAAAUCAGCCUUUGACUUUAAAUCCUAGAGAACUGAUUUAAACAGAACAAAAAAAUAUAGAGAUACAAAUUAAUAGAUGUACGCCAGUUAAUAAAUAUUUAAAGAUAUAACGAUAUAAAUGACUGAUCCAGUAUAUAAAUUAAAUAAAGAAAAAUUAAAAGAAAUGAAUAAGCAAGGCAUUUAGAAAGCUGAACUGCAGCUUCAAUAACAAUAACUUUAAAUGUUAAAGCAGUAGAAUUAAGAUGCUUCUAUUUAAUAAAUUGGUAAAAUUGGGAUUAAUGAAAGUAAGUUGCAAUUAAGCGAAUAAAAAGGAAAGCUAGAAUCCUCUAAAUUAAUGAGUGUAUCAAAAAUUUAAAUAUAAUCAAAGAAAACUAUACCAACUGAGUUUCUGAAUGAUUCAAUAGGAAAUCAAAAUAAUUCUAUUUCAGUCAUUUAAAAUUAGGAGUUUUACUCAAAUAUUCCCUAGCAGAUUCAAUCAAAGCAUUAAAUUUAAAACUUGUUGCAUUAAAUUGAACAGAAUAAUAAAUAACUUAAUGAGUAUUAGUUAAACUAGAGCUAACAUUUAAUUCCUUCUUAAGAAGAUAUUAAAUUCGAUUAAGACUAAAGUAUUAUGGUUAAAAAAAACCCAAUAUUUAAAAGCAAAAAAUUUUUUGGAAGAAAAAGUAGCUGCAAUUCAAUAAAUUUAUCUAAAUAGAAAGAUACUACGUUUUAAAUGAAUUAAACUGUAAUUAAUUAAACUCAAAUUCCAGCCAAUUAAAUCUUUGUAGAUGAGAGCUCUAUGAUUGGGAAAAAAACCGAUAAUUUAGUAGAUAAUACAAUGAUUAAUCCAAUUCUUUCUUUCUAAACUGAAUUAGAUAUGAGACCAUCUAAUCCUAUAGCUGGAUCAUCAAUAGGGUAUUUAGAUUAGAGAGAAGGUGAUACAACAAUGAACAACAACCCUUUUUUACAAGAUGAAGAUUUAAGCAUUUUAGUUAAUUAAACAGGAGAUGAACUCUUAAUUAUAAAAAUUCCAAAUCUACAAAAUUAUAAAAUUCAACCUCUUGAAUUAUUUGACUCAUAUUUAAAUUAAGAUCCAGAUCCUCUUUAAUUAAUCAAGGAAUCCUCUAUAAGAGCAUACUCUAGAUGGGUAAAGCCUGAUGGAGAAAGUGUAUGGAAGGAUUGCUAAGUCAUUAAAUAUAAUCCAACUACAAAAAGAUUCUUAAUUAAAUGGAUAUCAAAUGAUCGUAUGAAAGAGGUAACAAGAUUAAAUCUGAUGUAUGAAUGGGAAAAUGAAGAGAUGAUGAAUAAGAGAAAUAAAGAGGCUUUAAAAAAAAGAGAGUAACUUUUGUAUUAUAUGGGCAUGAAAAUAUUUGUUAAUGAAGAAAAAGGCUAAGAUAAAUCUAUUUACUAUUCAAAACAGACUUUGCUAAAUGUUAUUGAUAAAGUAUUUAAUUCUAAAAAUUCUAGAAAGCUAAAGAGGAUGAACUACAAAAGAGUAGUAGAAGAGAUACUUGAAAUGUUUAAGUACGAAGUAAUUAAGUUUGCAUGUGAAAUAAAUACUGUGCCUUCUCUUGACCAUUUCUUUGAGGCAUAUUUUCCAGAAUUAAAGCAAUCACUAAAAAAAAAACAAAAUCUUUUAUAUGAUGUUGUUAUGAAUUGUUAAAACUACCCAGAAAGAUUGUUAGAAGAAUAAAAAGUAUAAAAUAAAAAAAAGACUGACUAAAGCACCUUGAUAAAGCAUAAGACUUUUCAAAGCUUGCACCUAGAGAAUUAGAAAGAGCAUGAUGAAUACCUACCUUUAGAAAAUGACAAUUAGAAUUAAACUCAAAAUAUUAUUAAGGAGUAAUAUAAAAAUCUAAAAAAAUCUAAAUUACAUAAGACCCUUUAGAGCAAUAGUCAAAAGAAUAUACUAAACAGCACUUAACAUGAUGACCAAUCUAUAGAUAAAACGAAUUAAGAUGAAUAGCAAAAUAGUCAUAAAAAAAAAUCAGCAUUCUUCCAAAAUAUUUAAGGCCACUAAGAAAAAUAAACUAAUUUAGAAGUUUUAAAUGAAUCUGAUCAAAAAAAGUAAUUAGAAAAUGACACAAAUUAAAAUCUUGAAAAAACAAAUUAAAAUGAAGAAAAUAAUGAUUAGUUUAAGAUUAAUUUGGAAAAUAAGAGAAAUUCAUCUCUCUUUAUAUAAAGUAAUAAAUUUACAUUCUUUAAAUCAGCUAACAUAACUUAACCAGGAUCUAUAAAUGGUAUUAGUCAGAUAAAUUUCAAAAGAUCUUAGUAUCUGCUCUCGCCAGAUACUAAUGAAUUUAUAUCCUUAAGACAGACUCAGUAAGAAGAGAUGAGCCAAAUCGACUCUAUACUCAGCCAAGUUAAAUUUAAUGAUUAUGAAUUUUUAACAGAAGAGGUUUACACAUUUAACAUCAAAAGAUAGCUUGAAGUGUAAGAAAAAGAAUUACAAACUCCAAAAUAGGAUGACCACAAUGUUUUUAAAUACACUUAAUCUGAGAAAUUAAACUAAAAAGAUAAAGAGAAUAAAUUAAAUUUGGAAAAAGCUUAGAUAUUCUUUUAGCAUUACGCUAUCCCACAUCCUUACUUUCCUUUUUUGAAAGAAAAACUUUUACAAAACUUCUAUUUCUCUAAUGAAUAUCAUAACACUGUCUUCAAAAGAAUAGUUCCAAAUAUUGCAAAGAGAAUAUAGGAACUUAGAUCGGUUAACAUAUUCUAAUUUAUAAAAGAAAUAAAGUCUCCAUAUUAAUUGCCAUCAUUAUUUACUCUUUCUUAAAUGAAUAGUAUUGUUAAGCAGAAAAUAUCAAACCUAAGUAAAAAUGUAGAAAAGUUUGAAAUUAUGAUAUACGAAAUGCAAACACUCAAUAAAAAGAAAAACUAGUAAGAUAGUAAGAAAUACUUUUUAUGGACUGACUAGUUCUACUAAAGCUUUGUAGAUUUAACUGUUAAGGUUGUACAGUCUCAUCUUAUAGAUAUGAUAAGAGAGCAAAUAGAAGAGUUUAGAUAAUAAAUUAACUUAUUUUUUUCUAUCAUUCCUUUUGAGUUUUUGUAGCAUGAAUUAAAAAUAGAUCAUAUUUAUAAAAAAUAAUUUGAGAGUUAGAAGAAAUGUUUCUUAAGAGAAUCUAAUGAAGUUUACAAAUAAUUAUUAAUUAUAGCACCCUCAGUCAAGUUUAAAAAAAUAGAAAAAAGCAAUGAGUCUUUACAUCAAACCUAAUAAUUUUUUAACACAAGCAAAUAAGAAUUAGAUGUGUCUAAAACUUUAAUAACUUAGCAUGUAAAAGCAAGACGAAGCACAUUAAGAGAGUUUAAUUUAGCUUCUUUUUCACUAGGAUCUGGAAAUUAAUCUUUAAUAAAUAAUUCUUCGAUUGUGUAAGAUAAUGAAGUUUAGUAAUUAAUGGAAGAGUGCUGGCCUUUCUACAAAGAAGCAAACAUUAUUUAUAAAUUAUAUAGAUAGAUUGUUAAUCUUCUUUUGACAGAUAAAUUAACGCACAUAAGAUUUGAGAAAAUUGAUUCAAAAAUAUUGAAACCUAUUUAUAGGAUCAAAGCCAAAUUCUUAAAUGAAAAAAUACCAGCUGAGAAAAAACAGUUAGACAAUAUAACUAAGAGAAUAAAUUUCAAAAGACUGUAAAAUCUAUCUAAUAUGGAAGAUAUGAUAGAUAACGGAAGAGAAAAGUUUUGGAAAUUGGAGGAGCUAAAUGCUACCAUGAAGGACAUAUUUUAGGAAAUAGCAUGUAGAAACUUUGAAGAAAUAGACCCAAACACAUAUUUUGAAUCUAUAAAAGAUAAAACUAUUACUAUAAAGAAAAUGGGCUGGUUUAAUCUUAACUGCUUUACUAUCGUGUAUGAGCCUAGCUUACCAGAGUUUGAAUCUAGGUUUAAGCUUUUAAUCAAGGAUAUUUUUGAUUAGAUUUGCAAAAUAAACAUAUAUUACAGGAAGGAUCAUUUAAUAAAUUACUCAGAUAUAUAAGAAAAAUUGAAUUCUUUGAAUGACGAUAUAGAAGAAUUUCUCACCUACUCAUUUUAUGGAUUAUAUUCAUUCUUUAUUGUAUUGCAAAGAUUUGAAUUCUAUUUUCUUUAUUCUCACAAAUAUGAAAGGUAUUUGUAAAAGAGAGUAGAUACUGAUGAAUUGGAAAUAGUAUUUUCUGAAGUUGAUAAAAUGGAAAGUGACCUAAGCUUUUUGAAAAAUAGAUUAUUAGAUGAAAUGCCAAUAGGAGUAUUUUUAAUUGACACUAAAGAGUUCAAAGAAACGCUAAUCACAGAAAUAAAAUAAAAAAUAGCUUUUUCUAAAAAAAUUUUAAAGGAAAAAUUUAAAAAAAGUAUUGAGUCUUGCAUGGCUUUAGGAGAAAAAAUUUUAACCAAAAUGUAAGAUGAACCAAAAGAUGUUAGGGAAUACAUUAAACUAAGUUUAUAUUUGUAGGGGGAGGAGCUAUUUGCAGAUUUUAAUAAUAUGUUAAACCUAAUUCAUAUCAGCUAAAAUAUUAUUGAAAAACAAUAAUUACUCCUUAUAGACAUAAGCCAAGAAGAUCUUGUUAAAAUUAUAGGGGCUGAAUUGAUUCAUAGAGAAGUUGUUGAUUUAAAGAACAAAAAAGAUGAAAAACAAGAAAAAGAACAUCCCAAAUUUAUUUAAAUGCACUUAGAAGAAAAAGAGAAAGUUAAGAAAAAAAUAGAAGAAGUAAAAGAAAAAGUAGAAUAAAUUAGGAAGAUUAGUAGUUUUAGUUUAGUAGAAUAAUAAUCAAGAGAUUGUGAGGCGGUCAUAACACUCCUCUAUCAAUUAAGACAAUAAGUGAGAUAGCUUCAAUAAGAUGGAAUUAAUUUAGGUUUAGGAUUUGAUUCUGAAAUAGAUAUAGAAAAAUUGACAGAAGAUUUUGAAAAUUAUGAGAAGAUAUGGUAAUACACCUAAGAUUGGACAACAAAAAAACAGAUUUGGUUAUUCAAACCAUUAAUAAACUCAAGCUAAAAUGCAUAGUGCUUACAAAUCACAGAUAUCAGGGAUAUAUCCUACACUUUAGAAAGAGGAAAUAAAGUACUUAGAGAAGUAGAACCUUUCUUUUAAUAAGAAAAUCCUGAUAUACUUCCUCUUAUAGAAGCUAUUAGUCAAGAAAUCACAGACUUUUAAUCUGUAUAUGAACUUCUAGUCUAAGUGAAAGAUGAAUCAUUUAAAGUUCAACACUGGCAUCAAAUAUUUGACUUCAUUUACGAUAAAGAUGAAGAAAAGAGAAAAAAAAUGAAGAGAAUGGAUGAUUAAACUAAUUUUAACCUAUAUAAUCUCAUUUCUGACGGAGUGUUAGAUUAUAUCUAAAGCAUCAAAGUCAUCGCAGUUGAAGCUAAAGAUGAAUUCAAGAGUUAGCAAAGUGUCAGCUAUAUUGAAUAGGAGUUUUCUAAUUUAAAAUUUUAAUUACACAACUACUUUUCCACUUUAGUUAUUAUUGAUAUCAGAUAAAUCAUAGAUCGUUUAAGAAACGAAGAAUUCAAAGUAUAGGAAUUGCUUAGAAACAAAGCUUAUUAGAAAAAUGAUUAUUUAGAAAAACUUAAAAAGAUAAAACACUUUGUUAAGCAUACAAGGAAAGUGUUAAAAAUAAUUGCUAAAAUAUAAGAUUACAUAGUAAAAUUUGCCCCAAUCUUUAGAUUUAAAGAAAGCGAAUAAAAGUAUAAAGGAAUUGAAAUUUUAUUUCGUAAGGUUGUUUCUGAAUUUAAAAAGCAUACAGAAGAAAUAACAAAAAGAGGAAUGAGUUAUUUUAUGAAUUUGUUUUCUUUAGAUAACCCUGACAGCAAGAAUUAAUCAGAAAUAUUUGAAAUAUUUAUGCAAAUUUACUUAACCUGUGAAAAGAUUUAAAGCCAAGUCUACCAUAUAGUUAAUGCAGUCAGACAAACCCAUCCAAGAUAUGCUUUUGUUUCAGAUGAACUUAUUUUUGAAAUCUCUCAAUCUCUUUUUAUGCCUUAAGAAUUUUUAAAUAAAAUAAGUUUACUUUUUCCUGGAGUCAAAGAAUUCUAAUGCUAACCUUUAAGUGAUGAUCCUUAGAGUGGUAACGAGAAUGUCUGGGAAAUAAAUAAAAUAAUUAACCAUUACGAUGAAGUGAUAGAAUUAUCCUUUCCUAUACCAUAUGUUCUCAAGUAUAUGGAAAAACCUCCAAAUUUGGGUAUGGUGAAUUUAAUAGAAAGUGAAAUGAAAAAGUACCUUAGGUUCUAAAUCAUGUAGCAUCUUAAACCUGUUGCUUCAAAAAAUUAUAAUUAUUGGAAAAUAUGGAAUAACUUUUUAAUAAAAAAAUAUAUUAUCUUUUAAUCAUUCUAUCUUAUUAACGAUAUACUAUUUAUGCAUGACCUUACCAUGUUACUAUCAUUAGAAUAAAAAUAUUAAGAUAUAAAGCGCUUUUAUGAUCACCUUAAGUUGAAUUUUGAUGAUCUUAUUUCUUAUUAUCAGACAGUCAUCAAGGUUGGCUUAUCGACAACUCAAUCAAUUCAAUUUACUUAGGCAAUAAUAUAAAUUUAACAACAUCUAGACAUACUCUAAAGAGCUAUCAAAUAAGUAACCUUUUCUUUAAAUAGCUUUGAGUAUUUGAUUCUACCUAAAUUUACCCUUCAAAUUCCUAUCGAUGAAGGAGAUGUUUCAUAAAUGAUACAGUCGUCUAGAAAAACAAUUUAAGAAUCUCUUCAGCAAAAAUACGAUGAAGAAGAAGCAGAAAAAAAAUUAGAAGAAGGGCAUUUUACAACUAAUACAAAAAAAUCAAAUUAGGUGGUGCAAAUACAAUAAGUAUAAAAUUAGCAAAAUUAAGAAAUUGAAAUAAAUAAUUCUAACAUGCCAUUGAUAGCCUUUAAAUCAGAUUAUAUAAAUAGCAUUAAAAAAAGACCUUAAGAUUUAUAAAUUACUUUGAACUGCUUUUUCCACAAAAUUCCUUAUUCUUUUGAGCUUGUUCCUACAAUGAAUAACUUUAUAUUUACAGAAAAUACACUAAGAGUUAUUCACCAAGCAGUUGUCACUAUAUCUAGUAAUUUUAGUUGCAUAUUAAGAGGUUCUCCAAGCAGUGGUAAAAAGUCUAUUAUCAAUAGCUUAGCAGCUAUUCUUGGAAGAUCUAUUUUCGAAUGUAACUUCUAAAACUAGUCUCUUGCAAUAGUAGAAUAAAUACUUUUGAAUUCAGCAUCCUGUAACUAUUGGGUUAAUGUUACCAAUUUUGAAAAUCUGCCUUCAGCUACUCUAUCUUUAAUUGCAAACAUAUCUUUUUAGAUUCGUAAGACCAUUUCAAUGGGAACUUCAUAAUUAUCAUACUAUUCCAAGUGUGUAGAUGUGAGUUAAUAUUUUGGAUUGUUUGGUACUAUGAAUAUUCUUCCGUAACCAUCAGAUAUAUCAUUUUAGACAAUGCCAAAAAGUGUGCAAGAAUCUUUCAGAAUUAUAACAUUUUUAAAACCUGACUCGAAUGAAAUUAUAAAGAACUACUUGCUUAUAAUAGGGUUUGAUAAAGAAGAAGUUCAUGAAAAAUCUCAAAAACUUGUUUUCUUUUUUGAAUUUAUUUGUACAGUAACAAACAAUUAGCAAUUUUCUUACUCAAAGAAAUUGACUUACAUUGAUUUCUAAUAAAUUAUCCAUUAAAGAAGUGAAAAGUAAUAAAGAUUGAUAAGUUUAAAAUCAAUUUUAGUUAUACUUAGAAAUGCUCUAUUUUACAUGUAAGAAACACGCAAAUAAUAGACCCCAUACACCCAUAAAACAGCUCUCAAAUCUGCUAUUGAAAAUUACUUCAAAGGAAUAAUGCCAUCAGGAGCUUUUAACUAUAUGAAAAAUAUUUUUAAUAAGCUAUUUAUGGAAAUGAAUUCUCUUCAAAGUGUUGAGUAUGUAGAGUUCGUAAAAUAAUACAAUGAAUAAAUGAAUUAAUUCUUUGACUUUCAUAAGUAUCCAUUUUAAUCUUAAUUCUCAGAACAAGCCGGAAUUAUACUCCCUUUGAUCUUAAAAAAUGUUCCUUUGAUUAUUUAUGGUCCUCACUCUUCAAAAAAGAAUCUAUUUAUAUAAUUUCUGAGUUUCUUGGUGUCAGUUUCAAAAGAAAUAAACUUCAAUGUCAAUUUUUUAAAUGUUGACAGCGUUGAAAGAGAAACGUUGUUAUCUUCUAAAAAAGAAUUUGAUGUAGAUGACGAUAUUUAAGGAUCUAUUUUAUUUAAGUAAAAGAAAAAAGGAUUCUUAAAUUUAUUAAUUGAUACAAUGAAGAUCUAAAACAAUGAAAAUUCAGAAAUAAUUGAUACCAUGCUUGGAAAAUAGACUAUAUUUAGUACUUAUAUUGCUAAUACUAUAACUGAAAAGCUGAAAAACACAAAGAAAAAAGUAGUUGAAAGAUCACAAAAUGAUUGGAUUGUUGUAGAUGGAUGUGCUGAAUGUAUGAACUAGAUACCUCAAAAUCAUACUAUAGAGGAAUUAUUAGAUGGAUUUGAAAACAAAUAAUUUAGCUUAGGUGAUGGUGACUUCCUAAGAGUACCUUCUGCUGCUACAGUUGUUUUUUCUUUAGAGAAGCUACAAAAUAUAUCACCUUCUUCUUUUAACAAAUACAUGAUGUUCUUCUUUUCUAAUCAAAUGGUUAAGUUAAGUGAUGAAUACACCAGUUGGUAUUUGAGAAAAGUUCAAUAGAAUAACUUUUUUUCUAAAUUCCACACAAUAGUCAAAUCAAUGUUUGUAUAUUUCUUGGAGCCAUUCUUUUAAAUGAUUGAGAGCAUUCCUUCUUCACAUUUGAUUUUUAAGAGAAACCAAAAGAGCGAACUAAAAUGCUUUUUAGAUUAUUUAGAGAUAUUUUUAAACGAAAUACGUAAAUUUGAAAUAGCAAUAGGAGAGUAUGAAGCUGAAGGUAUGAAUCUCCCUUCUAAUAAUUUAAGAAGAGAGCGCAAGAAUCAUAUAACUUCAAGUUUAACAACAGCUCUCUCUUCUCGUUUAGAUAGAGGUAGUGGAAAUAUUGCUCCAUAAUUUACUUAAACUAACUAAAAUAAUUCAAAUGAACCAUUCAUUGAAGAAGAGAGUGAUGAAGAAAGAAGUAGUGAUAGUGAAAGUAAUAGCGAUGCUGAUAGUGAAAAAUAGAAAGGAUCUAAGAAUAAAAAUGCUUAAAAAAAUGGAAAGAACUAUGUUGACUCGAGCAACAAUGAGAUAAUUUAUAAUAAUAUUUUACUAGAUACAGAGUCUCGACUGAUUUCUUCUUUUGAAUCUGCAUUUGUCUUUUGUAUGACUUGGUCUUUAGCUAAUUAAAUAAAAGAUUCUUAUCAAUAAACUUAUAUAGAAUUUUUAAAUGAGUAAAUUGAAAGAUAUUGCAGGUUUAGGUCUGAAUACACGAACGUUAAAUAUACAAAUGAAUCAUAUCCAUUUGCUAUUGAUUUAAGAAUAUUGCUUAAAGAAAAGGAUGUUAACAUAUUUGAUUAUAUUUUUGAUAUUCAUAAACAAAAGUGGAUUAAAUGGAGGAAUUUUUAUCUUGAAGAAUGCAGUGAAAUAAGUGGAUCUUUUGAAUCAAACAAUUUAAAUAACAGAGAAAUUGUUAGAUUAAACCCCUUAGCAAUUAGUAUAGUCAACACAAAGCUGACAUAAGAAAAAAGGGAGGUUUAUAUUCCAGAAAAUAUUCUUUUUAUAGAAACAAGAGCGUCCAAAAUCACAAAAUUCUUUAUACAGUAUUUUUCUGCAUACUGUAAGCCUUAUAUUUUAUUAGCCUAGUAAUCUAAUGGUAUCACAUCAAUAAUCAAAAAUAAGCUUAAAAAUCUCUUAGAGCAUCAUUCUUUUAGCUGCAUUAAUAACUCGAUUUCAAGAGGUACCACAAUAAGCAGCUUUUAAAGAAGAAUUGAAAAAAAUUUAGUUUGGAAAAAUAGUAAUCAUCUCACUUCAAUUCACUAAACCAUCAGUCUAAUCUUUAUUGAUGACCUUAAUUUAUCCAAAGAUGGAAUUUCACCUAUAGGUGCAAUCAGGUCUCUUGUGUAGCAUGAUGGAUGGUUUAGUAAUAAUAAGUUUAAGUUUAUUAAUUUUAGUAUGAUAACACUAUUAGCUGUUUUUUCAUACUUUGAUAUAAACUCUAUUCAACCUUCAAUUAACACUGUACUUUUCGAAAAAAUUUCUUCUUUAAAAGUACCAGAUUUAGAAAAGAAUGAUAUAAUCAGCAUCUUCUAGCUUCACAAUAAUUCUAUUAACCAUCCUGGCAUGAAGGCAAAUAAAAAAGUUACAGGCAUCAUUUAGGACUUUUGCUCAUUAAUUGGUUUAUUGAAUGACAAAUACAGAAGCGAAUUUAAGAAAAUUUCAUGCUAAUUUAAUGCAAAUUUAUCAAUAAGAAAAGGAUUAGAAAUUGUUAAAAAUCUAAAUUCCUUUUAAUUUUAUGACAAAAGUACAAAAGCAAUCAAUUACGAAAAUUUAAUUAAAUCAUUAGUAUUUUUAAUUAAUUAAUUCUACUCUUCUGAGUUUAUCCAUCAGCCUUAUCCGAAUAUGGGCAGUCUUGAAAAAUUAAAAAAUUAGGUAAAGGAAAUAGAUCAAAUAUCUCUCAAAACUAUUUCAGAAGCAGUAGAUAAAUAGAAUAGUCGUAUAGAAAAUAAUUAAAGUUUGGAAGAAAAACUCUAAGAAGAAGAUGAAGAAUAAAGCGAUGAUGAUGAUGAUGAAGAAGAAGAUGAAGAUUCUGAUUCUUCUGAAAUGUCACAGAACGCUGAACUUUCAAAAUAUUCUGAUAACGAUAAUGCACAGUCAUAGAAUUAAUAAAGCAAAAACAAAAACCCUAAUUAGAGGAAAAAUAAAAAUAUAAUUAACAAAAAAUUUAAAAUCUUAAACUUAAAUUAAAUUGAUGAAAUUAGAAAGAACUUUAAUUUUUCAUCUGACAAAAAGAUUGAAUGGUUUUUAGGCAUGUUAGACCUUCCUUAAAUUGAGUUCAAGGUGGAUGAUUAAUAUUCUUAAGAUAUAUUAGAAAAUUAAAAGGAACAACAGUAACAAAAGAUAAAUUCUCCUAACAAGAAACUGUUGGAUUAAGAAUCUUACUUUGUUUCUAAUUCAGGUUUAGAAAAGCAAUCUUCAAAAUUUAAAAUAGCGUAUGAAGACAAAAAAAAUAAUAAUAAGGGUGACUAUUCAAUUCAUGUAUUAGAUGAAAGUAAAUAAGAAGAAUCAAGUGUUAACUCAAAGGAAGUAGAAGAUGAGUCUUUAAGUGAUUUGUAUGACUACAGUGCUACUUUAAUUACUUAGUUAGCAUUGAAAAGCGCUAAGCUUCUACCUACAACUCAUUAGAAUCAAGAAAAUACUGAUUUAAACAUUCUUUAAUUUAAAUAGCAGUAGGUUUAAUUAGAGGCUUAGAAAUAAGCUAAAAUAGAAGAAAGAAGAUUCAUUUAGCAAGAAAAAAAAACAGGUAGUUAACAUUACUAAAUUAGUAGAGAUGUUACUAAUGCGUAAAAGUUGUAGUAUAUAGGCAAUUCAAACUAGAUUUAAGGUAUUACUUCUUUGCAAAAAACAGAUGAGAUCCUUUAAAAGCUCUAAAAUGUAGAAUUUAUGUUCAGUUUCUUCUCUACUCUACCAGAUUAAUUUACGAUAGAAUUAACAAGCCAAGUUGUAUAAGAAUUACUUUUAGCAUAGUAAGCUGAAAAUAACUUAAAAACUCAAAGGACGAUUAAGAGCUAAAAAAAAUAGAGAGGCAGUGUAUCAGUUGAUUUAUGGAAAUAAAUUUUAAAAUAAAGACAGGAUAUUCUUUUCUUUAAUUUAUCACUUAUACAUAAGAAUAAAUUACUAACUGAUCUUAAUCAAUAAAUUUCCAAGUAAAAGACAAAAGAUUUAAAUGAAGGUGCUUUAGGAAUAAAAAGCACAGCUAAAUUGGCUAAUUUGGAAAUGAAUUUAUUUGAAGAGCUUGAUUUCAUUUAUUUAAAUGAUAAAAGGAGAAAAAAAAUACUUCUGUUUUUAGUUUAAAAGCUAUUAUAAUUUUGCUUUGAUACAAACUAAGCAUAGAGUAUUGAAGGAAUAAAUAAUAAAAGGUAGAUUGAUCUUAACAAAAUGUUUGAUGACUUUUAACAAAAGUAGCUUAAGAAGGGAAUUCAUAAAGCCAAACGCUCAGAUAGUUUCUUAAAUACAAAUAUCGCGAAGUUAUAAAGUUAAGAUUCUAUAAAAGAUAAAAGUUAAUUUUCAUUAUCCUAAAAUAACAGUAAUUAGGUAGGUAUAGUUAAUUAUGCAUCAUCUAGUAUAAACAUUUUGUAAAAUCCUUUGGUAUCUGCAAAGAAAAAAAAUAAAAAAGAUGUAUUCAAAUUUAGUACAUAACAAAUGGAAGAGAUCUAAAAUUUAAAGAAUAAUACUGUUAAUUAAGAUCCUUUAUAGUCAACAGAAAGAAGUAAUAUGUAAAUAUACACCUGGAGAGGAGGAGAUUUACUAGAUUUUGUUUUAAUACAAGAAGUCAAUAUUAAUUGUUUCCUAACUCACGCUAUUAAGUUAAUCCACUUACUAUAAUCUAGUUCUCAAAAUAUCUAUUUGAAAUCCACUCUUUCAUAACGUAUAACAGAGCAUCUUGUGUAUUAUAGUUGUUCUUUGUUGAAUUUCAAUGCAUUUGAAUUUACAAUUCAAAAUGAAGAAAGCGCAAAUAAAACUUAAUAGAGAUUCUAAAAUUGCCUAUUUUCUGCAAUCCAAAAUCUAUUUAUCGAAGAAAAUUAGAUGAUUAUCAUUUAUAUUAAAUUAUCAAGCAAUUUACUUGUAUUAGAUGAAAAAAUUUAAGAAAAUUAGCUCGAUGAAACAGAAGAUCUAAAUAAAAAUUAAAAAAAUGCAUAAAAACUUAGACUUGAGUCAAUAAGUAACAUUUACGAUAUCAUUAAUCACAUAGUAGAAGGAGGAGAAGUUUAAUCUUUAUUUACAACUUAGUAAUUAGAAUUUUUAAUGCAAAAAUGGAACAUGAAAACUAAGUAUCCUCGUUUCAAUAAUUACAUCCUAAAUUAUAUAUUUAGUUUAAGACUUAAAACUCAAUUGCGUUUUAUUUUACAUUAUGAUCUCCAAGUAAGAUAGGACAACACCUUAGAAUGCUUAUAAAAUGAAUUUAAUCAUAUGUUUUAGUAAUUCACAAAAUUAAAUAUUUAUUACAUUCCACUUUCUGACGAUGAAUCUAAUCAAAUUCAAAAUAUGCUUUUUGAAGAAAUGUUUAAGUACAUUCCUGAUUUUAUUAAUUCCAAGCACAAAGCUAUGGUAAUGUAAGCGUAUUCAAAAGAGCUGGAAGUAUAAAAAAUAUUUGAAGAUUAUUCAAAAUAAAAUUUCUAAAGAACAUAUGAAGAAACAUACAGUCUAUUUUAUAUAACAAGAAGUGUUGUUUACAAUUAAAUUAGGCUUAAAAUAGAAAAGCUAAGAAGAAAGGGAGGAUUUUUCAAAAUUAUUCAAGAAAUGGAGAAGAAGUCCAUAGAAUUUAGGAUUGAAAUAGAAAAUGCUGAAUAAGAGUUUGUAAAAAUUAAAGAAACAAAGAAGUAGCAUCUCAGAGAAUUAAAAGAGGCAGAAGAGAAAUUUUAAGAGCUUAAAAAUUUAGAGGAGAGCUAUAACUCCAAAGAAAAAAAUUUGUAGGACCUUAUCGCAAAAUGUACUCAAAUAGAAAAUUAAUUCAAAGCGAUUUAAUCUUAGAUGAAUGAAACAGCUUACAAAAUUUCUAAAAUAAGCAAAAAUAGCUGGAAUGAUGAAAUUAAGCCUACUUAAUUUGUACAAAUCAAAUAAAUGACUGUUUACAUUCUUAUAUUUUUGAUUGGUCUCCAUAGAAAUAUUCCAGAUAGAUACAACAUAAAUAUGCAGCAGCUUGCAGAUGAUAUUGUUGAUAGUAUAGACGAAGUUAAUAAAAACUCUAAUAACUUCAAUAAUAUUGAUCUUUAUAGAGAAAAAUUCUAAUAAAUUAUUUCAGACAGUGAUGAAUUCAAAAAUAUAAUUACUACUUUUAAGGAUGAACACAUUAAAAGUAACACUUUUGAUCUUUUUAAGUGCUUAAAUAAAGAAGGAGGAUCUGUAGAUCAUGGACAUAUGAUAUCUCUGACUGGAAAUUUAAAUAUUCACCAAAGAGAAAUAUUGAAGUAUAUAGAUUUUAUUAUUGAAAUGUACAGAUUAACUUUAGAAGUGAGAAACCUUCAAACUAGCUCAACAGAACAAAAAGAAAAUUUGAGACAGCUUAAAGCAGAAAGAGAAAAAUGUCAAAUUGAAUAAAAUUUUAUUAAACCUCGUUAGAUAAUAAAGGAUCAUCCUACUUUGAUAGAAAAAAUGAAAAAAGAGCAAAGAAAUCUAAUGGUUCAUAUAGUUUAAAAGAAGGAUGGAUAGCAAUAAUUUAACAACCAUUUAGAAAAGUUUAAAAUGUAAUUUAAGCACUUAGUUAAUGAAGAAAGUUGCCAAUUAAUUAAUAAUUCGUAUCUUUAAGAAAUAUCAAUACAAUUAGCUUUAUAAGUUACUUUUCUCUUUAAAUACCCUUUCUAUUUCUUGAAUAAAUUUUAAGAGCUUAUUCAAGAUUGCCUCUAAAAGAGCUAGCAUUUAAAAAAUACAAAGUUAUUUAAUGCUCUCUAUAAUCCAUUAUACUAUUUCUAAAUUUUCUCAUACUAAAUACCUCUUAAUUAAGAUCUCGUAGACAAGAUUACCAUUACAGAUUUCUUAUAUGAAAAUGAUUUGUAUUAUUACUUUUGGGUUAAUGAUAAAACUGGACUUUACUAGUAAUAUUUUAAGAAAAAAUACGAGAAAACUAUAGUCGUAGAGAGCAAUACACUUAUUGAAAAGGAAUCAUAUUAAAAUAUAGAAAAAGCUCUUUAGGAAGGAGGUUUCUUGCUAAUGAGAAAUAUUGAUGAGAAAACAAUACAACAAAUUAUGCCAAUUAUUGAAUGGAAAUACAAGAGAAUGAUGAAAUUAUUAAGAUUUAUGAUACAGAAUAGCGAAGGUGAAUAAAUUUGGUAAAAAUAAAAUAUUGACCCUAACCAGAGCUUACUAAAUUAUGAGAUGCAGUGGCAUAACUAAGCGUUGUUUGAUUUUAAUGAAUUAACUCGAUAACAACCUCUCUUGUUUAAUGGCAAAGAAAUUACAGUAAAUAAAAAUUUUAGGCUUAUGCUGAUCACUACCAAUAUUAAUUUUUCAUUUUCACACUCUAUCUUUACAAAAAUAAUUCUACUGUAAUGUGAAGUAGAAGACGAAAUUUAAUGGAAAUAAGCCAUGUUUGACCAUGCUGUUAAUAAUUUAAAUUUUGAAGCAAAAUAAAACUAAGUUUAAAUGAAAAUAGAUCACUACACCAGUAAGAGAGAUAAUAUGUCAAAAUUAUUCAGCUAAAUUUCUAUUGGCUUAGAGAAGUGUACUACUUGCGAGGAUACAGAAUUUAUGAGGAUGUUAAUCGAUAACUCAGAGUAAAUUAAAAAAUAUAUUGGUUCUUAGUAGAGCGAUUAAUUAAAUGCACCAAUUAUUAACAGAGGACAUAGUGAUGAAGAUGUAAGCUCUCCUAAAAGAAUAAUAAAAGAACUCGUAUAGGUAGGAGACAACCAAGGUAAUAAAAAUAAUUUAAUUGAAAAAAUUGAGUUAGAAUAAGAUGCUGAUGAAGAAUAGCAAGAACUAAAGACUCAAGAGUAAGAUAAAAAAAUAAAUGAUUUAAUUAAUAUGGAAAUUAACUAAGAGUAAGUAGCUUAAGAAGAUUAAGGAUAGGAUCAAAAUGAAAAAGGUUCAUAAAUAAUCAAGAAAAGUAGAACAAUACAAGCAUUAGAUUUGCAAUCAGCUUAGAAUAUAGAAGGUACUCAAACAAAUUAAUAAAAUAGUAACAAUGAUAAUCAACAGAAAUAAGCAAAUUUAUUACCUUAAGUCUCAGCUACUAGUAUUAGAAGAAGUAUGACAAUAGGCGCUGAAACAAUAAAGAAUCUAUAAAUUAUUGUUGACUUUAACAAACUUAAAUAAAAUGAAUAGACGACCCAAAAGGAAUAAAAAAGACAAUUGAAAACUUAAAAAAGUUUUGCUAAAAAUUUGUAAAAGAAAAGAAAAAUACUGCAAGUUUAAACUUAAAAACAAAGAGAAAGAGAAAACACAAUUGGAUUUAUUGCUUAAAAUUAUUUCUAAUUAGAUGAAAUAACUCUUUAGAAUGGAUGCUUAUAAGAAAUUUUAGAUUUUCUUUAUGCAAUUAAACUCAAUUACAUCAAUUUAGAAAAAGCGUUGGGUAAAGUCUAUUCUUUCUCUGAUAUUUUCUUUUUUAUGAUUGUCUAACAAGCUUGUGUGAGGUGCAAAUAAUUAAAUGUAACUCCCUCUUCUUAUUCAUCCCAGCCAUCAAAAAUUAAAAAAACAUUCAUCAAAAAGUUCUGUGAAACGGUAUUCUAUCUUUUAUAUUCAAGUUUAGCUGAUGACCAUCGCCUUCUAUUCAGUUUUUAUCUCAGCAUGAUGUAUUCUAGAGGAACAAAGAGUUUUUCUGAAAAAGAAUGGAGGCUAUUUUUGAACUGGCAAAUUCCUAAGUUAAGCUCAUAAGCUGAAAAUAAUGAUGAGAAUUUAUUAGAAAUGAUUUUAUAAGAUGAAUAAAAUAAAACAGCAAAAAAUAGGAGACAACAUGCAGAAAAAAACAACAAAAUAUCUUUGAAACAAUAAUACUAAAUGGAUAAAAAUAAUUAUAAUAAACUAAAUUCUAAGAUUAUAAACUUUUACAAAAUACCUAACUAUAUUAUUGCUCCCCUUUAAUGCUAUAUUUAAGAAAAAUAAAGUCUUCUUGAGAAGUUUGUUGAAAGAAAGGAGCUACUUGUUGAUAGCAAAGAAAAUUCUUUUUCUAGAGGUGGUUAUUCUCCAGUAGCAAAAAUACUUGGUUUAAAAGAGAAAAUUUUAAAAUAAUAAUACAUUGAAAAAGAAAAAUAAGAAAUAGAAUAAAGAGGGCGUGCAAGCACUCAAAGUAUAAGUGAGAGUCCUCAUAAUUCUUAAAGGUCACAAAGCAAUAAUUUUUCAUUAGUUAGUCGCCAAAAUUCAAGAGAUGAAUCGUUUUAUAAAAGCUCAUAUGAUUCUUCUCCUUCUAAAUAAAAUGAAUAUAAUCCUUUAUUUAAAAAAUUCUUUGAUAGAUAGGAAUUAAAUUCUCCAACAUAAAUAGAUGAAGAUGAAGUAAUAGAAAAUGAUACCAAAAAGUAUAAUAGUCCAUUCAAAACCUCAAAAUCAAUUAUGAAUAACUCUGUUUAAAAAUUAACUGCAAGAGUUCAAAUGGGCGACUCUAUUAAACCUAAAAGCGAAUUUAAUUUUAAAAAUAUUUAACCCUAAGUUAUAAUGGAAAAAGUUUCUAAAAAGUUAAUUCAUUUAAUGGGUAAAGAGCUUAUUGAAAAAUUUAUAGAGUCUUACAAUAGCUUUUAGGCCAAGAACGGAAUUAAGAUAGCAGUCAAUAGCUUAGUUGAUUAGCCAGAUUAAUGGAUUGAAUUCUUUUAGAAAAGUCUAUCAGAGUAUGAAAUUAAAGAUGAAAUUUUGAAAGAGAUAAAUGAAGAAAUAAAAUAAGAAAAUUAAUAGAACUAAGGAGAAGACAUUUAGGAAGAUGAGGAUGACAUAGAAGAAGAUGAAGAUGAUAAUUAAGAAUAAAAAAAAUAAAAAUUAUAUCAAAACUACAGCUUUAAUUCAAUAAAAUACAUUCCUUUUUUACCAAAAGAAAUACUUUAAAACUGCUCUAAUCUUUAAUUGCUUUUUAUUUUUAAGCAUUUCAGACCAGACUUUUUGCCUUAAGUAGCAGAAUACAUUAGCCAGAAAAUAUUGAGAAGUUAUAUAGAUUAUGAUCAAGCUCCUUUCAGCUUAGAAAAUCAUUGCGAAUAAGAUUGGUAAAGAAGACCAACUAUUUUACUUCAUGAUCAAGUUUAAAACAGAAUAUAUGAAAAAUUAGAGCUACUUUAAUCUAUUUAAAACCAUGAAAAUUAACUGCUUAGAAUAGCUUUAGGGUACACAUCUAUAAAAAGUAUCAUUGAUUAAAUCAACUAAGCUGCAGGUGCUGGAAGAUGGAUAUUACUGGAGGAAAUUGAGCAAAUGGAAACAAAUGAUCUCAAAUAUUUACUAAAAUCUCUCGAUUAAGAACUAGAAGCUAGCACAACUACAAAUUCUUUUAGAGUUUGGAUAACACACUCAUCAACUUUAAGUCGACAAAACUCUCCUUUUUAAUUUAAACCUUUCGACUUUAACAAAAAUAGCGAAAUUUUAUUAGCAUACUAUCAAACUUGUUGGAAAAUUUAUUAUACUACACCUAAAAAUGUCCAAUAAUCAAUGCAGAGAUACUAUUUUAGGAGUAUUCAUGAUUACAGAUACAAUUCAGAACAGCCAAAAGUUUAAAAUACAAAGACGAAGCAGGGUAAAGAAGCAGACUAAUACAUCACCAAGAUUGAAAAAGAAAUAACUAUCAAGAAAAAUAUGAUAUAUAGCAAUGUUGUUCAAAUGAUGAGAAAGCAUAAUAUUAGAUAAGGAUUAAUUCCUUAUCCAUUUAUAGAAACAAUUGAUGAUGGCUUUUUUAAUAAUUAAUCCUCACUUUCUGUUGCUCAGUAAAUCACUUCACUUAGUCCUAAAUAUUUGAAUAUAUUUAGUCUGAUAGACUAUGCUGAUAAGAAAGCAAUCUCUCAUACUUAUUCUUCUCGUCAUAUCCAUAUUGACCCAAUUACUCAUGAAAAGGAAAAUUACAAAACCAUCUUUAAUAGAUUUCAAAAUAAGUUCAAAUUUAGUUUAGCCUUUUUGCAUAAUUGUUUAGGAAGAAAAAGAGAAUUGACUAACACUAUUUUAAAGAGCUACGAUUCUUAACUAGAUCAAAAUCCUCGUGAAAUAUUUGAAACAGAUUUAGAUUUUUAACAAGAAAUCCAGUCAGUAUUUAACAUUUUAUAAUACUAUCCCACUAAUUCUAAGGCUUUCUUAGAAAACUAUUUUAAGAUGAUAUAUGGCUACAACAAUCCAUACUAUAUUAACAUGAUGCUUCACUUUGUAUUCAGUAAUAUGGAAGGCACUGUAAAGCUGAUUGUAAAGGAUUAAUCAUAUCUUUUAUAUGAUUUUAAUACAGGAGUUUUUGACUAUGUGGAGGAAGGAAUCACCAAAAUAUUAGCUCUGUAGUUCCCAACAAAAUCUGACCCCUUAGAUUUAUUUUUCUCUAGCUUUAACAGUUCUCUGGUUUAAGAUUAUGCUAAAUCAAAAUAAUUUAUUCGUAAGAUAAAUUUAAUAGAAGAUGAAUGGUUGUCUAAUCCUUUAGUAAAAAGCCUUAAGUAUUUAGAAAAAAUUAAGAAAAUCUAAUAAUUCAAUGAUAUUUAAAAAGAUACUAUUUUGAAAGAUAUCAAUUUCAAAAAAUAAUAAAAAACUAGAGCUUCUGGUGAAAUAUAAUUUAAUUCAGGUAUUUUAUCACCUAUUCCUCGUUCAAACAACUCAGGACAGGCUAAUAUCCAAAAAUCUAAAACUCUAUAAAAUAAAUUUUAGAAUUAGUUUAAUUUAAGCAAGUAAACAGAUGCUAACCUUAAUAAGUAUGAUAGUGAAAAAGUAUUUGAUAUUUCUUCAAAUGAAAUCUUCAGAAAACCCUCAAUCGCUAAUUUGGUAGUUGAGAACUCUUCAUAAAAAUUACUGAGUUUGUAAUAAUAAAUGACAUCCUAAUAAAUUUAAGAAAAUAGAAGGAGUGUAAAAAACUAGUAACUUAAACUCUUUACAAAAAAUCCUUCAUUAGGAUUAUUAUUUGGAAGUGGAAAUGAAUCAAAAGAAUUAUUAAGUCCUUAGUCUCCUCCAAUUCCUGAGCUUUUACCACACUUAGAAAAUAAUGAGGAAUUGAAUUUUGCACCAUUGCAAAAAAGUGUUUCUUACAAUUUUUCAUAAAAUUACGAAUUUGAUUAGUUGGAAGAGUUAAUAAAAAAGAUAUCACAUUAAUAAAAGAGUUUCUUUAAAGUAUACUACAGAAAUAUCAUGAGUUCUCAUGAAAAAUAUAAAGACAUUAAAUCGACUUUAGAACUACUUUUGAAGAAUCUUAACUAUGAAUUCCAUCUUAAAAAUAUUAAAUUUUUAAAAUAUCAUUAAAAUGUUAAAUUCUCUUACAAACAGCCAGAGGAAUAUCCUGAAUUUAUUAAACAGUGGGUGACUACUUAAAAAGAUUUAGAAAAUUAAGGAGAUUUAGUCAUUUUUAGAUCUAAGUAAAAUAAGAAUCUCCAAUAUGCUUUUGCUUUAUCUCCAAAUCUAAGGAAAAACUCAGAGCUUCUUUAGUCUCCAAAGAGAAGUUCUUUGUAAUUAAGUUUUUCUCCUCAAUCUACCUAGAAUCGAUAAAUCACCUAAAUGAGCUAAUCACCUGCGAUGGGAAGUUUAUUUGGAGGGAAAUCAUCAUUUAGUGAGAAAAUUAGAUAAUCAAGAAGAGAGUCUACGUCAGCUCAUAUUUUUUAGGAAGAAUAAAAAAAAUAUAUGAAAUAAUAAGAAAACUAAAAGAUUAUAAGCAGCAGAAGAGAAAGUAGUUUGAAAUUCGGAGAUCUAGGAGGAAUUCAUAGAGAUGUUGUAUUAUAGGAAGAAAGUGACAAAGAAAAAUCAAGUGAGAACUCAAGUAAUUCUAGUGAGACAAGUUCAGAUGAAUAGAGCUCAGAUGAUGUUGAUAUUAUCGAAGAUGUUGAAAAGAAUACUUUUAAAACAACUAUUUUAAACGAAUGUAUUAUUUUGUUUAGAUUAAUAAUGCAAAUGAAGACUGACAUUAGAAAUGUUCUAGACUACAUUAGCAACCAAUUCGAUUUAUAACCAUUAGGAUAAAGAAACUACUUGAAACAGUUAAUAUAUGAUAUAUAGUAAAAUACCAUUCCUGAAACUUGGAGAAAGCUUAGCUUUAAAAUUUUCUAAAGAAAUUUGGCUAACUACCUUUCUUAGCUCUUUUAAAAAAUUUAGUAUAUUUAAAUUUUAGUGGAAAGAGGACCUAACUUAUAAAUUCCUACUGUAAUUUAGCUUGAUAGAUUAGUUGAUUCCCAUACUUUCUUAGGGUCUUAUUUAUAUAACUAUGCAGAAGCAAAUAAUGUUGAUAUUCAUUAAUUGAAAUUUGUUCUCCAAAAGACUACAUAUGCUGAAGUAUAAAAAAAUGUUUAGCCUGAACAUGGAUUCUAUAUCAAAGGUUUAUAUUUAACUAAUGGCGCAGUUCACAAAGAUAAUUUAUCUUUAAUUGAAGAAGAAAUAAGGCAGUUCUAAAGUGAAUUUCCUGUUUAUUUACUAAAAAUAGAAAGAAAAUUGUCAAGUAGAUAAGAAAUAUACAAAAAUAUAUCAAUCAACUAUGAAUAAUCUAUAGCUAUCGAGCUUAAUGAUCCAGGUACUCAAGUCUUAAGAUAUGAUAUGGAAAAUGAAUUUUUGUUCUAGCAAUUACAUCCUAUAGAUCUUUAUAAUUACGAUGGAACUUAAAUAAAUGCUGAAACUUCAAAGUUAGAGUAAAAUAAUAUUAACUCCUUGACAAAUGCUAUGUCUUAAGGUAUAUAAGGAGAAAAGAGAGGCAGCAUUUAAUAGAAAAAAAAUGUAAAAGGUAAGUAAAGAGCUUAAAAUUCAAUAAGCCCAACAAAAGGAAAUGAACAAUAAAAAGUCGAUAACACAAAUAAAGACGAUUUUAGUAGCUAUAAGCAAGCCUAAUAAAAUUUCAAUAGAUUAGCACCAAAGGAGCUCAAAUUUAAUGAUAUUUAUUCUUAAUCAAAAUAUAAUUUUGUAAUCAAAAUACCUUUCAAAAAUCCCUGCACUUCUUCUUCAUAUUCUUACAUGCAGACGAAAUACUAUUUAUAUCUCAACUCACGUAAGCCAUAAGACUUUUGGGAAUUGAAGGGAACAACUCUUUUCGCAUAAAAAUAGACAUUUUGA